GCGCACACCCCAAGAGCUCGUUGCCCGCAUCACUACACACACCACUCAUAAUGAGGAAAGAAACUAUGACCCACUCGCACACCUUCGGCGGCUAUGCUGGUGAGCGCCCCAUCACGCGUCACGACCUCAAGCACGCCACGCGUAUUGUGGUCAAGAUGGGAACCAGUGUGGUGUCCACCAACGGCGAGCCCGCGCUUGGUCGCAUUGCCUCCAUCGUGGAGCAGGUAUGUAUGCUCAAGCGCCAGGGUAAGGAGGUGCUACUGGUGACCAGCGGCUCCGUCGGCAUCGGCCGCAAGCGCCUCAACAAGCAGAUUCUGCUGUCUGCCUCGCUACGGACGCACGUGCAGGGCAACCAGCAGAUGCUGGCGCUCGAGAAGAAGAAGGGCGCAAUGGCCGCCGCUGGUCAGGUUGGUCUCAUGUCCCUCUACGAGACUCUCUUCUCGCUGUACGACGUGGCCUGCUCGCAGGUGCUCGUCACGGCCUCCGACUUCAAGACGGCCCAGAACCGUGCCAACAUGCGCGACACGAUGCUCAAUCUACUGGAGCUGGACGUCGUCCCCAUCGUCAACGAGAACGAUGCUGUCAGCGCCUCGCCCGACGGAACUGUCUUCACGGACAACGACUCGCUCGCUGCAUUGGUGGGCGGCGAGAUCGAAGCCGACCUCCUGAUGCUGCUCACGGACGUGGAAGGACUGUACAAUAAGCCCCCCAGUCAGCCUGGUGCCAAGGUCAUCUCGGUCUUCCGGCCCGAGAACAACAGCUUCAAGAUUGGCGAGAAAUCGAGUGUCGGACGUGGCGGUAUGGGCGCCAAGAUCGAGGCUGCUCAGUCAGCGAUUUCACAAGGAGUGAACGCGGUGGUUAUUGCCAGUGGCUUCAAGUACGGCGUGGUGAAUUCCAUCAUGAAGGGCUCAAGUCUUGGUACGCUCUUCGUCGCCAACCCUGGUGUCGAGUCUCCCGACUCCAUGUCAGCCGAGGAGAUGGCCAACGCUGCUCGCGAAGGUUGCCACCAGCUCCAGGCUCUGUCUUCAGAAGAACGUGCUGACAUUCUGUUCCGUAUUGCCGAUGAGCUCAAGAACAACAGCAAGUCGAUUCUCAACGCCAACCGCAAGGAUCUUCAGGCCGCACAGAAGUCCUCUAUUGACGAGGGACUUAUUGCUCGAUUGAAGCUGUCAGAAGAGAAGCUGGAGACACUUGCCGACGGUAUCCGAAGUAUCGCCGAGUCCGAGGAACCGAUUGGUCGUAUGCUGAAGCGCACGGAGCUGGCGUCUGGCCUGGUGCUGCAUCAGGAGACAGCAUCGAUUGGUGUGCUACUCGUCAUCUUCGAGAGCCGUCCGGACUCGCUCCCGCAGAUCGCCGCACUUGCUUUGCGUAGUGGCAACGGUCUGCUGCUGAAGGGCGGCAAGGAGGCACUUCACAGUAACGCUGUGCUGCACAAGAUUAUUGUGAAGGCGGUGGAAGACGCAACGAACGGCAAGGUGAAGAAAGACGUCAUUGGUCUGGUCACGUCACGUGAGGAGAUUUCAGAUCUGUUGCGUCUGGACGACGUCAUCGAUCUGUGCAUCCCUCGUGGCUCGGGCUCCAUGGUCAGCUUCAUCAAAAAGAACACGCGCAUUCCUGUUCUUGGCCACGCUGAAGGUGUGUGCCACAUGUACAUCCACAGUGCGGCUGAUGUGAAGAAGGCCAUUGAGCUCGCGAUUGACGCUAAGACGGACUACCCGGCUGCUUGCAAUGCCCUUGAGACGCUGCUAUUGGAUGAAUCUCUGGUGAGCAGUGGCCAAGACAAGGAGAUCUUAGUGAAGCUUGAAGAGGCAGGUAUUAAUCUGCACAUCGCCCCCAACGCUGCCAAGUUGGGUGUCGCUACGGCCAAGUCGCGUCCUACCGACACACUGUCCACCGAGUACGGCUCCCCGGACCUUACAAUCGAGGUGGUGAAGGGCGUUGGCGCUGCCAUUGCUCACAUCAACCAGUACAGCAGUGGCCACACUGAGUGUAUCGUGACGGAGGACGCCGUUGCUGCCGAGCAGUUUCAACAGAUGAUUGACAGCGCCUGUGUGUUCCACAACGCCAGCACUCGCUUUGCUGACGGUUACCGCUUCGGUUUGGGCGCUGAGGUCGGCAUCAGUACUGGUCGCAUUCACGCUCGUGGACCUGUGGGCGUCGAGGGUCUGCUUACCACCAAGUGGAAGCUUGUGUCUGAGAGCGGCCACACCGUCUCGCAGUUCUCGUCAACCAAGAGCAAUCAUCCGCUCAAGUACACGCACAAGAAGCUCGAGCUGAUCCAGAAGGAGGCAAAUGUUGCCCGCCCGAGGAGUAGCCGGUUGUAA
Messenger RNA from Phytophthora infestans T30-4, 2324 nucleotides. Its product is annotated as delta-1-pyrroline-5-carboxylate synthetase. Gene Ontology annotation, molecular function: ATP binding; glutamate-5-semialdehyde dehydrogenase (NADP+) activity; glutamate 5-kinase activity. The record is from RefSeq and is a predicted model, not a curated record. Gene Ontology annotation, cellular component: cytoplasm. The coding region runs from base 51 to 2324 and encodes 757 amino acids. Lineage: Eukaryota; Oomycota; Peronosporomycetes; Peronosporales; Peronosporaceae. The transcript has a single exon.